Messenger RNA from Saitoella complicata NRRL Y-17804, 1648 nucleotides. RefSeq lists its product as uncharacterized. Lineage: Eukaryota; Fungi; Ascomycota; Saitoellomycetes; Saitoellales; Saitoellaceae. The coding region runs from base 77 to 1567 and encodes 496 amino acids. Gene Ontology annotation, molecular function: sulfate transmembrane transporter activity. The record is from RefSeq and is a predicted model, not a curated record. Gene Ontology annotation, biological process: transmembrane transport. Gene Ontology annotation, cellular component: membrane. The transcript has a single exon.
GACGGUGCAUGAGAAGGUUGUGUUGACGGGGAUUAUCACAUGGCUUGCGGGAGCGAUUACGUUGGCAGCGGGCGUGAUGCGGUUCGGAUUCCUCGAUGGUGUACUCUCUCGUGCCCUCCUCCGGGGUUUCAUCUCCGCCGUUGGGGUGGUGAUUAUUAUCGAUCAAUCACUCAUCUGUACAGGCUUGACAAUGCUGGCCGAACAAUCCGAUAUCCACCAUAAAUCAACACUGGCGAAGGGACUCUUCGUCUUGCGUUCACUUGGGUCUGCGCACCGCCUCACUACACUCGUCGCGUUGUCCGCGUUUACGAUAUUGGUCACGUUGAGGGUGAUCAAGGCGAAGCUCCAACCACGGUAUCCAGGGAUGGUCUACAUCCCCGAGAUCCUGCUGGUCGUUAUCUCAUUCUCCCUCCUCGCGGACUACUUCGACUGGGAUGCCCAAGGCGUCUCCAUCCUGGGAAAAGUCAAGUCAUCGAACCUCGUAAUCGAUCCCUUCCCCCCCCGCGCACACAAUUUCAAGCACGUCCGUACCGUACUCUCAACGUCCUUCCUCUGCGCAACCCUCGGAUUUUUCGAGUCCCUCGUCGCCGGGAAAUCUCUGGGUCCCCGAUACGACUACUCCGUCUCCGCAAACCGCGAACUCGUCGCCCUCGGCGCCGCAAACGUCUUGGGCGGGAUGUUCGGCACUCUCCCCGCAUUCGGCGGUUAUGGGCGCUCAAAGAUAAACGCGUUGACGGGAGCCCGCACCCAGAUGUGCGGGGUCAUCCUCGCGAUCUUGGUGGUGCUUUCGACGAGGUAUUUGAUGCCCAUGUUUUUCUAUCUCCCUAAAUGCGUACUCGCUGCGAUCAUCUCUGUCGUGGCUUGGGGCCUCUGUGUCGAAGCACCUGAUGAAAUCGCGUUUUUUGUGAGAGUUGGUGGGUGGAGGGAUUUAGCUUUCAUCGCGCUCACGUUCUUCUUGAGCGUGUUUUGGAGUUUGGAGUUGGGUAUCGCGGUCGGUGUCGGUUUGAGUUUGGUGUUGGUCGUGAAGCAUUCAACAUCUCCCCGGAUCCAGAUUUUGGGGCGGGUGAGGGGGACGAGUGGUCAAUUCGCGAAUGCUGAGAAUGAUGCGCAUUCGAGGGACGAUGAUUGCGAACUCGAAGAUGUGGAGGGGUGUUUGAUCGUCAAAGUCCCAGAACCAUUGACCUUCGCAAAUACCGGACAACUCCGCGAUCGACUCCGGAGGCUGGAAUUAUAUGGCCACCCCCACGCACAUCCAUCCCACGAACCGACCCGCUCCCCGCACCACAACGCAAACAUUAUCUUCGAUCUCGGGGCAAUGUCACACAUCGACACCUCCGCAAUCCAAAUCCUCCUCGAAGUAGUAACCGAGUACGAGAAAAGUGGAUCCAGAGUGUGGUUUGCGAGGGUGAGGAGCGGAGGGGAGGUUUGGUCGUUGUGUGAGAGGAGUGGUAUUGUCGGCUUGCUUGGCGGUUGGGAGGGUGGAAGGUUUUGUGAGAGUGUGGAGAGGGCUGUAGGGAGGAUUGAUAGGGGGAGGGAGAUGAGUGCGGGCAGCGUUGAGGAGGUGUGAUUUAGCAUGUUAGAAUGGAUUUGGAUACAUUGGGCGCUACGGGACGAAACAUGCAUGAAGACGUGAGAAAUAAUACUGAUU